This is a messenger RNA of Trichoderma asperellum CBS 433.97, 2172 nucleotides long. RefSeq lists its product as uncharacterized. Gene Ontology annotation, biological process: regulation of transcription by RNA polymerase II. Gene Ontology annotation, cellular component: nucleus. Gene Ontology annotation, molecular function: DNA-binding transcription factor activity, RNA polymerase II-specific; RNA polymerase II cis-regulatory region sequence-specific DNA binding. Lineage: Eukaryota; Fungi; Ascomycota; Sordariomycetes; Hypocreales; Hypocreaceae. The record is from RefSeq and is a predicted model, not a curated record.
AUGGCGGCUGCCUUUCGCCCCGUCAACACCCCACUCGCAGCGGAAAUUUCCAGGCAAGACAUCAUGCCUCUGAAGAACUCAUCUCCCCGUCCUAGCACGGCGCCGCAGGCACAGCUGCAGCCUUCACACUCGUCUGACGAUGGCAAGACGCCCACUCGGGCCACCUUCAGCAGCAUCAACAUGACGAGCCAGAGACCCCUGCCAGCAAGCCCGUUUCCUCAAGCGGCAUCGGCUACCGAAUCUACCGAGAACGGUCUACACCGAGAUGGCUCUCAGCGCUCUACCAGGUCACCCAAACGGAACUCGUUGGAUGUAGACAUGGAAGAGUCUGAUGGAGAGACUGGAACUAUUGAUGAUGGCGCCGGCUCCGAUGCCGAGAGUGUGAAUGCGGAUGGAACAAGGUCAAGCAAGAAGAAGAAGUCUCAGCGGUUUUAUUGCACUGAUUAUCCCCCCUGCAACCUAAGCUUUACACGAAGCGAGCACUUGGCAAGGCACAUCCGAAAGCAUACUGGCGAGCGUCCUUUCCAGUGCCACUGUUCCAGGCGAUUCUCAAGAUUGGACAAUCUGAGGCAGCAUGCCCAGACUGUUCACGUCAACGAAGAUAUUCCGAUCGAUUCUCUUGCGGCUACUGGAUCAAGAUUUCAGCGCCAGAUCAGGACCGACAGAGUUCGCCAAGCUGGUAACAGGGCGAGAGCCUCUACUGGUGGCAGUGCUGGCGGCCCAGUCCGAGGACAUUCCAAGUCUCUUUCGACCUCGAGUAUCUCUAGCAUAGCAUCCGUGGGAUCGGCCUACAGCGCCCAGAACGAUCCUCGGCGACGCCCACCCCCGCUUGUUAUGGCUGUUGAUUCCCGCUCAAGGCUUUCGCUCGAAUCCUAUCGCAGUAGCACCGAUAGCACCUUUUCAUACCGACCUCAGUCGCCGGGCGAUUUUAGCACGCCCACGUCUGCUACUUUCUCAACGGCCCAGAGCAGCCCACGAUGGAGCGCUGGCGUAGUUUCUCCGUCAUCCUCACACUCGCGAUCUCAGAGCAUGUAUUCCAUGGGUACACGGACUCCUGGCCGCCGGCUGAGCGUUCCAUCAGGCACCACUCCCUUCCAGUUUGGUCAGGCUCAGAUACCGGGACGCGGGCCGGGACCGAUGCUUGUCAAUAGCUCCAAUGCCGGGGCUCUCUCGUCUCCGAAUCAAAAUUUGGUUUCCUCACCAACCAGUUCAACAUCCGGGUUUUCUGGCCGUAGAGACUCGGUGGCGAGCAGCACUGGCGACGACUCAUGGCGACGGCGAACCUGGCAUCCUGAUAGCCGUAGCUUCAGCGGCACUGCCCAGCUGAAUGCUGUCCUUAGCCAAUCAGUGCGGCCAAACCCGCCGCCACCUAUUGCGAACCCCAGCAACCCUCAAUCUAACCUUCGCCUCCCUGGUAUCGAGUCUUUUGAUCCUCUCCCUCGGUCAGCUACUCCACCAAGGCGUAACGGGUCACCAAUGGCUGUCGACUCCGAGCUUGCUCAUCGACCUCCGGUAAUGGAGGCUAUUCAGCCGGACGAGAGGCGAAACCUCAACAUGUACGACGUUAGCCUUCAGCGUGGCCUCGGCCGUCUUGACAUAGGGCACAAGACUCCCCCUCGUGACAGCGCGGGAAUGUGGGCGUCCGAGGUCCAUAAAGCGGUUCAAAACCAAAUGGAUCAUGCACGUUUGAACCAGCCAACCGUUCGAUUCGAAGAGCAGCCACGGCCAAGCCACCAGGUACCGCCAUCAGCCGUGCCGAGCAGAUCCUUUCAUCAGCAUACCAUGUCAGCUCCCGCCCUAGCCUCGGUCCGAGAAGGUAAGGGACACGGCUGGUAUCAAGGAUCUUCUGCGGCUACCCAUGGAGCCGGAGCCAACCAAGAUGCGCGAAACCCUCAUGUCGAUCGAAUGGUUCACCCCAACUUCACUGGCUUUGCUGGAUUUCCCGCGCGGGAACAGGCUCAAGAGCAGCGGCAGCCACAGCCACAGGUCCAUUACCAUCAGCAACCGCCGCCGCUUCAGCAGCAGUCGCAGCACCAGCAACAGCAAUCCCAUUAUCAGCAGCAACAACGCCAACAACAAGAUCGCUCUAACAACCCCGACUCGUUGAGGCGGCUCGAGGCCUUGGUGGCCGUUGCCACCAGCGAGGGCUCUAAUACUGCUGCUGCCUAUUAA